Messenger RNA from Mycena citricolor, 282 nucleotides. NCBI's taxonomy places the organism in Eukaryota, Fungi, Basidiomycota, Agaricomycetes, Agaricales, Mycenaceae. The record is from the annotation of a GenBank genome assembly.
GAACGAGCCUGCGACUGGGUACUGCGUGGCCAUUUCUCCGAGCAGGAGGAGCGUCACGUAGACGAUGGCCCCGACGAGGGUGUAGCAGAUCAGCAUACUUGCAGUUUCGAUCAGGUAUUUCGACGCUAGUCACCAAGAAAGAGGCCUGUCCCUGUACAUACAGCUUCAGUGCCGAAAACAACGUCGAGAGGACUGCGCGUAGCAAUAACCUAUUGUCCCCGCUAUAGCAAUCAUCUGGACCUGUAUGGCAGAGAGACCUCGUUGCAGACCACGAGUAUGGAC